GUGGAGCGAGGUGGUUUUCGAGAGGUUCCUAAUUGAGUCAGUGCUUUGCAUUAUAACUCAAUGCUCUCCAUAAAACUGAGAUAUGCCCACUGUUGAGAGUGAAGCCAAAGUGAAGACAAAAGUUCGCUUUGAGGAAUUGCUUAAGGCCCACAAUGAUCUAAGACGUGAAAGGAAAAAACUGAAGAAAAAAAUUGGCAAAUCUGGAGAAAAACUCUCACUUGACGCUGUUAGAAGCAAUCUUCAGAAAAUUAAAGAAACUGAAAGUGAUUAUAUAAGUGCUGCUAACAUCAAUAAUCCAGAUAAGACCAUGCGAGUCCCUAAAAACAAACCGAGGAAUCUAACGUCAGCCGCUGAAAACCCAGAUGAUGAUGUUAGUGUAGAGGAAGACACGCAAGAAAAGGCAACUAAAAAGGCUGUAAAGACAGCGCUCCAGGUGACUGCACAAGAAGUGGAACUGGAAACUCCUGAGAAGAAGGGGGAUUCCACACCUCAGAAAGCACCGACCAAGUCACAGCCAGGUGCCACCCCUCAGAAAAGUGAGAGGGCCAAGGAAGAAAGAGAAAAUAACAGUUUAGAUGAGGAAGAUGAGCUGAUGCAGGUAUACCAGCUCCAAGUGGCUGAAGAAAUGGCGAAGGAGAUUAAGAAGAAAAUCAGAAAGAAACUCAAAGAGCAGUUGACUUACUUUCCCUCAGAUACUUCACUGCACGAUGACAAAUUGAGCGGUGAAAAAAGAAAAAAGAAAAAGAAAGUUCCAAUUCUGCCUAAAUCUGAAACAAGUACAUUGGUCGUCUCUGAUGACCCAGUCGAAGCUGAACAAAAGGAAUCUCCAGUUGGAGUAGUUACUUCAGAUUCUCAUCAAGAUGAUGAAAUAAGCUCAGUGGAACAAAAUGUAGACAACAACAUGCAAGAUGACACAAAAUCCAAGCUGAAAAAAAAGAAAAAGAAGGCUAAAGCAGUUUCAGAUGAUAAUGAAGACACUGAUGGCGAUGGUGUUCAUGAAAUAACAAGCCGAGAUAGUCCAGUUUAUCCCAAAUGUUUGCUUGAUGAUGACCUUGUCCUGGGAGUUUACAUUCACCGAACUGAUCGACUUAAGUCAGAUUUUAUGAUAUCUCACCCGAUGGUGAAAAUUCAUGUGGUUGAUGAGAAUACUGGUCAAUAUGUCAAGAAAGAUGAUAGUGAACGGCCUGUUUCAUCUUACUAUGAAAAAGAAAGCGUGGAUUAUAUUCUUCCUAUUAUGACCCAGCCGUAUGAUUUUAAACAGUUAAAAUCAAGACUUCCGGAGUGGGAAGAACAAAUUAUAUUUAAUGAAAACUUUCCGUAUUUGCUUCGAGAUUUUGAUGAGAGCCCUAAAGUCAUCCUGUUCUUUGAGAUUCUUGAUUUCCUAAGCAUGGAUGAAAUUAAGAAUAACUCUGAAAUUCGAAACCAAGAAUGUGGCUUCCGGAAAAUUGCCUGGGCAUUUCUCAAGCUUUUAGGAGCCAAUGGAAAUGUAAACAUCAAUUCAAAACUUCGCUUGCAGCUGUAUUACCCACCUACUAAGCCUCGAUCCCAGUCAAACGUCGUCGAGGUUUUUGAGUGGUGGUCAAAAUUUCCAAGAAAUCGUUAUCCAUCAACGCUCUAUGUAACUGUAAGAGGACUGAAAGUUCCAGAAUGUAUAAAGCCAUCUUACCGCUCUAUGACGGCUCUUCAGGAAGAAAAGGGUAAAACAGUGUAUUGUGAACAACACGGUGAGUCAAGUUCAGUAGACACAGAACCUGGAUUAGAAGAUUCAAAGGAAGUGGUGAAGUGGAAGCGGCUGCCUGGGCAGGCUUGCCGUAUCCCCAACAAGCACCUCUUCUCACUAAAUGCAGGAGAACGAGGAUGUUUUUGUCUCGCUUUCUCCCACAAUGGAAGAAUAUUAGCAGCAGCCUGUGCCAGCCGGGAUGGAUAUCCAAUUAUUUUGUAUGAAAUUCCUUCUGGACGUUUCAUGAGAGAAUUGUGUGGCCAUCUCAAUAUCAUUUAUGAUCUUUGCUGGUCAAAAGAUGAUCGCUGUAUCCUUACUGCAUCGUCUGAUGGCACUGCCAGGAUAUGGAAAAAUGAAAUAAACAAUACAAAUACUUUCAGAGUUUUACCUCAUCCUUCUUUUGUUUACACGGCUAAAUUCCAUCCAGCUGUGAAAGAGCUGGUGGUUACAGGAUGCUAUGAUUCUGUGAUACGUAUAUGGAAAGUUGAUAUGAGAGAGGAUCCUGCCAUACUGAUCCGACAAUUUGACACUCACAAGAGUUUCAUCAACUCUCUCUGUUUUGAUAUUGAAGGCCAUCACAUGUAUUCAGGAGACUGCACAGGGGUGAUUGUUGUUUGGAACACGUACGUCAAAGUUAAUGAUGUGCAACAUUCAGUGCGCCACUGGAGUGUAAAUAAGGAAAUUAAAGAGAGUGAAUUUAAGGGGAUUCCAAUAAGUUACUUGGAGGUUCAUCCCAAUGGAAAACGUUUGUUAAUUCAUACCAAGGACAGUACUUUGAGAAUUAUGGAUCUCCGAAUAUUAGCAGCAAGGAAAUUUGUAGGUGCAGCAAAUUAUCGAGAGAAGAUUCAUAGUACUUUGACACCAUGUGGGACUUUUCUCUUUGCUGGAAGUGAGGAUGGUAUAGUAUAUGUUUGGAACCCAGAAACAGGAGAACAAGUAGCAAUGUAUUCUGACCUGCCAUUCAAGUCACCCAUUCGAGACAUUUCAUAUCAUCCACUUGAAAAUAUGAUUGCAUUUUGUGCAUUUGGGCAGAAUGAGCCAAUUCUUCUAUAUAUUUAUGAUUUUCAUGUUGCCCAGCAGGAGGCUGAAAUGUUCAAACGCUACAAUGGAACAUUUCCGUUACCCGGAAUACACCAGAGUCAGGAUGCUUUAUGCACCUGCCCUAAACUGCCUCAAGGCUCUUUUCAGAUUGAUGACUAUGUCUCCACUGAUAAUUCUUCAGUGAAGAUGCAACAAGUGAAACAGAGACUCGAUUCUGUCACAGAGGUGAUACGAGCCUGUGCUGCAAAGGUCAACAAAAAUCUCUCAUUUACCUCAACACCGGCCUCCUCACAACAGUCUAAGUUAAAACAAUCAAAUGUGCUGGAUGCUCAGCAGAUUCUACGUCAGUUUGGUUUCACUCAGACCGGAUGUUUAAUUCCUGCACAUGCAGAUACUGGGAAUGCAAGAUUCAUUCAUACAUUCAAGAUUAUCAGCAUAGAAAGAAAGCCUUGUAACCAUCAUGUAGACACAGCACCAACGGUGGUGGCUCUUUAUGACUACACAGCGAAUCGAUCAGAUGAACUAACCAUCCAUCGCGGAGACAUUAUCCGAGUGUUUUUCAAAGAUAAUGAAGACUGGUGGUAUGGCAGCAUAGGAAAGGGACAGGAAGGUUAUUUUCCAGCUAAUCAUGUGGCUAGUGAAACACUCUAUCAAGAACUGCCUCCACAGGUAAAGGAGCGGUCCCCUCCUUUAACUCCUAAGGAAAAAGCCAAAAUGGAAAAAACUUUUCCGGCUCCUCAAAAGCAGUCAGUCAGGUCCCAGGAUUUCAGACUGGGCUCAGAGUCCGUGACACAUUCUGAGGUGGGCAGAGAGCAGAGCCGGGAGGACCGAGGACACAUCACGGACAUGCAGGUGAAGAAGAACGAGCAGACUGGCCGAAAAGUCACCCUCAUAGAGUAAAGAGUUAAAGAAGAAUGAUGAGAGAAAGAACCAAAAACACAGAAAUGAAAUGACAAAUUAAACCAAAUGGAAUUUCUCUUCAGAAUUUAGAAAUUUCAGAUGGCCAGGGAGAAAGAAAGGAUCCACUACUUCUUAUGCUUAUGAAAGAAUCUAGAAAAAUCAGCAAGGUAUGUGUGGAAAAAUAAAUGUUGCCUUUUGAGCUUAAUAGUUAUAAACCAUUGUGUUUGUUGUUGAUCGAAGUAUUGGUAGUUGUAUUUAUUAGUAAUUGCAUCAAAAUCACAUUACCAUUGUUGGAAAAUCAAUAAAGAAAAAACUGUAAUUGCUACUCAGCAAAUAUGAAGAAAAAGUGUUUGAAUUGUUAGGAUGUCCGUUCCAAGUGAUCAUUUAAUAUUAUUGUAUCUAUAAUGUGAUUAUAUGUGUGAUGUUGUGCUCAGAAUAUGAAAUAUCUGCUAUUGAAAUUUAACUUUAUUUAAAAUUAAAAGUAAGCAGCUUCAGGAUUUCGUGUAUUCAAAAUGGUCCCAGCAAGAAAAGCAUUAAAAGUAACAAAUUUGUUUGUUUAUAACUUGAUAUACAUUAAAAGGUAACAAAUGUGUUUGUAACUUGAUACACGUAAACUAAAAGUGGCUUUUGGCUAGACUGACAACAGUGUUCCAAACUUUUUUACUUUUUAGAACAAGCAUUUUUAUGUUGAAGUAUUAUAAGUGAUUUGUUAGACUUAUGCUGUUUAAUAUUUAUUUGCUCUUAGUACUUGUUUUUAAAUGUUUACAUUGCAUUAUUUAUUUCUUUAGUUCCAGAAUCACAGUGUCAUUACUAUGUGACUAUAUAUUUUGAAGUGUGGUGUUAUAAAAUAGGAAAAUUCAUCUCUUUGUUUUUUACUUGACUUUUCUCCUUUCUCCACUAUGUGAUUAUAAGCUUGUCAAUAUUUAACCCCAAGAAGGUCAAAACUAAUAUAAAAUUAGAAGACUUAUUUACCAAGUAAGACAAUUGAUUCUAUUAAAAUAAGAAGUGAGAAAAACAGGGCACUGAGGUGUAAAUUUUGCCCAGAUGUAUACCCGAUGUGAAAAGUCUUCUAGUGAAAAUAUAUUUGACUCUUAUCCCUGCACAUGUUAUAAAAGCAUGAAAAUUGGUGGUAAACAACCCCUUCUGUGUAGCGCUUGGGAGAGGGGGGUUGCCUUUGAAAGUGGAAAGUGGCACUGAUGACUGCAGAAGCCCUCAGUGAUCAGCACAGAGGACUGUUCUGAUAGCACCAGCCUCCCCUGUUCUGGACGCGUACGUCUGUGCUUCAGGUACAGCUACACCCAGCCAGCUUGAGUCAUCCUUGUACAAGCUUGUUUUUUCUGUCUUGUGAAUGUACCUGAUAAUUAAAAAAUUAAAAUAUGUGGCUCUCUGCAGUUUCAGCUCA
Molecule: messenger RNA, 5063 nt
Organism: Vicugna pacos (alpaca)
Lineage: Eukaryota; Metazoa; Chordata; Mammalia; Artiodactyla; Camelidae
Source: RefSeq, a predicted model, not a curated record